AUUGUGACGUCGCCGGGUCGGCUCCACUUUGUCUGUCCAUAUAUGGGCAGCUACGUCACGGAGCUUUCCCGCGGCUCUCAUAAAUAGGCGGGCGGAUUUCCCUGGCUGAGCAUUUGGGGCUGCAGGGAGGGAAGGGAAAGGAAGGGAAGGGAAGGGAAAGGGAGGGAUCAACCGAUCGAGACAGAUCGAAGCUGGGGAAGGCGAGAGGGAUGGAGGAAGGGAUGGAGGGAUCGGGGGAUUAACGCCCUGGACGCCCACCUUGGAGGAGCAAAUCCCCCCAAGGGAUCGCCUCCCCCGCCUCCCUCCAAGAAACCCCGCCCAGGGAUCCACUGAGGAUCGCGAUCCCCCUCGCAUGGUCGCCCGGGGACGGAUCGGCCCUUCGGAUGCCUCCUCCAGGCCAGGAAGGAAGAAGGACCCGGGAGCCCCUGCUCUGAGCCCGACGCCUCCUCUUCUUCCUCCGUCGCCGCCGCCUUCCUCCCCGCCUCCUCCUCUUCCUCCUGCUCCCGGCCGAGGGCUAUGACAGGGAAACUCGUGGAGAAGCUGCCAGGGACCAUGAACGCCUUGAUGAACCAGCUGCAGGACCAUCUCUACCCGGACGAGAUCCCCAGCGCCCUCAACCUCUUCGCCGGCAAUGGAGACGCCUCCGCCGUCCACUACGGCAGCCAGAUGGCCGCAGAGCCGGUGAUGGAGCUGGGUCUGGCCAGCGAGAAGGGCGGCGGCGGGGCUGGCGGCGGCGGAGGCGACCUGGUGCCCUCUUCCUCCUCGGCCUCGGCCUCCUACUCCUCCUCCUUCCAAGGCCCGGGGCCCGGGGCUCCUCCGGGGCCCAACAAGACGGUGACCUACCUGGGCAAGUUCGCCUUUGACUCGCCCUCCAACUGGUGCCAGGACAACCUGCUGAGCCUGAUGAGCGCCGGCCUUUUGGGGGUGCCCCCUCCGCCGGCGCCUUCGUCCAACGGAGGAGGAGGAGGGCCCUCUUCGUCGGCGGGGCUCCAGGGCGAGGGGGUGGAGGCCAUGUACCCCUCUUCGCUGCCGCCUUACUCGACGUGCGGAGAGCUCUACCCGGGGGAGGCCUUCCACGACCCCCAGCAGCAGCAGCAGCAGCAGCAGCAGCAGCCUCAGGGCAACGGGGGCCUCUCUUACCCGGGCCAGGAUUACCCCAAGGGCGGCGGCGGAGAGGGCCCCUUGUUCUCCAUGAUCCCGGACUACGGCCUCUACCACCACCCGCACCCCGCCGACCUGGGCGCCGGCCUCCCGGAGCACAAACCCUUCCAGACCUUGGACCCGAUCCGGGUCAACCCUCCCCCGAUCACCCCCCUGGAGACCAUCAAGGCCUUCAAGGAGAAGCAGGGCCACCCGGCGGCGGGGGGCUUCGGGGUGCUCCAGCAGCAACAGCAGCAGCAGCAUCACCACCCGCACCACCCGCACCUCCACCCGGGCGGCGGCGGCGGUGGGCCUCCUCCCCCGCUGACUCUGAAGCCCAUCCGGCCGAGGAAGUACCCCAACCGUCCCAGCAAGACCCCGCUGCACGAGCGGCCCCACGCCUGCCCGGCCGAGGGCUGCGACCGGCGCUUCUCGCGCUCCGACGAGCUGACCCGCCACCUGCGCAUCCACACGGGCCACAAGCCCUUCCAGUGCCGCAUCUGCAUGCGCAGCUUCAGCCGCAGCGACCACCUCACCACCCACAUCCGGACCCACACCGGCGAAAAGCCCUUCGCCUGCGAGUUCUGCGGACGCAAGUUCGCCCGCAGCGACGAGCGCAAGCGCCACGCCAAGAUCCACCUCAAGCAGAAGGAGAAGAAGGCCGACAAGGGGGCAGCCUCCUCUUCCUCCUCCUCCUCCCAGGCCCCCCAGGCCCCCCCAGUGGUCACCACCUGCGCCUGACCACUUCGCCAAGAAAGAAGGGGCUCUCCCUCUUGGGUGGCCUUCCCGGGAUCGUCUGGAUCCAGGGGGGCUGGGGGACUCAGGGGGGCAUGGACUUGAAGCCCCUCCAUCCCCAGGGACUCCAGAUUCCCUCCCAUCCUUGACCCUCCGGCUCCCCUCCUUGAUCUCCGCUUUCUCCCUUUUUUAACACUUCCCCUCUUUCGAGGAGGGGACACCAAAGCGCAGGGGGGCUGUCUGGGGAGAGAAAGGGGGUCUGAGUGUGUCUUUGUGUGUCUCCUUUUGUGUGUGUCUGGAGCUCAGCUGGGGCUGCUUCUCCUCCAUCUCUAAACAGCACCCCCAUCCCCACAUAUACCCCCCAAACAACUUCUCUCCUCCUCUCCUGGAAAGGAGGAACCCCUGAGCCAGCCAUGUCCCAACUCUGACCCUCCAGGUGUUUCAGACUUCACCUCCAUCUCUGGGAUGCUGGGAGCUGAAGUCCAAAACACUUGCAAGGUCAGAGUUUGGACAUCACUGCAGUGGGUCCCGAGCUGUGGUCCUCCAAGUGUUUGGGGCUUCGCCUUCCCAGAAGCCCCAGCUGUCAGGAAUUCUAGGAGAGAGAAGUCCAAAACAUCUGGGGGACCAAAGUUUGGACAUCACCGCUCUGCCCCACCAGCCUGGCUUUGGAGAGAGAGGAGAAGGAAGGACCCUCCAGGGACCAAGGCUGGUUCCUUGCAAUUGCAAGGCUGCAGAUGGGUCACUCAGGGAGCCUUUCCAGGGAGAGGAAGUCCAAAACAUUGAGGUGACCAAAGUUUGGGAAUCACUCCAAAGGAGACUAUCCCACCACCCACCAGCCUGGCUUUGGAGAGAGAGGAGAAGGAAGGACCCAGGGUGCAUCACCCUGCUUUUUUUGCAAUCGCAUGGCUAUGGCUGGAUCCCUCAGGGAGCCUUUCUGGGGAGAUGGAAGCCCAAAAUGUCUGGGGGACCAAGGUUUGGACAUCACUUAUCUGUCUCCGCACCCUGCCUUUGGAGAGAGAGGAAAAGAAGGACCCCCAGGGACCACCGCUGAUUCCUUGCAAUCGCAAAGCUGUGGCUGGAUCUCUCUCAUGCAGCCUUUCCAGGGCCUUUGCUGGCCUUGGCCAGGGCUCUCCUGGAAAGGAGCAACAUCCAAGUGGUACCCACCCCCCAAGACUGAGGGGGACAACUGCUGGUUCCUUGCAGUUGCAAGGCUAUGGUUGGAUUGCUCAGGUAGCCUUUUCAGGGGCCCUGCUGCUGGCCUUGGCCAGGCCUUGGGGCAACCUCCCAGAAAGGAGUAACACCUAGACAGUGGUUCCCAAACUUUGGUCCUCCAGAUGUUUGGGACUUCAGUUCCCAGAAUUCCUGGCUGUGGGCCAAACUGGCUAGGGCUUCUGGGAGUUGAAGUCCCAAAACCUAGAGGACCAAAGUUUGGGAAUCAUUGGAGGGUCUACCCUUGGAGAGAGAGGAGAAGGUAUAGCCCUGGGAGACCGCCACUGGUUCCUUGCAAAGCUGCAGCUGGAUCUCUCUGGCAACUGGGUAGCUUUGCUAGGGCUUUUCUAGGACCUUCCUUGCCUUGGCCAGGGCUCUCCUGGAAAGGAGCAACAUCUAGGGCAGUGGUACCCAAACUGUGCUCUUUAUGGGAUUUUGGACUCCAGCUCCCACAAGCCCAGACUAUUGGUCAACAUGGCUGAGGCUUCUGGGAGCUGAAGUCCAACAUUUCUUAAAGGGCACAGUUUGGGGACCACUAAGGGGUCUAUCCCAUCACCUUAGCCUUGAAGAGAGAGAAGAAGGAAUGAUCUGGACAUAUCCUAGGAGGCUGCAGCUAGCUUCUUGCCUCUCUGGCAAUUGGGUAGCCUUUCUUGGUGGCCAGGGCUUGAGGCAACCUCCUAGAAAGGACCAACCCUAAGGGGUCUGUCCUGCCACCCUCCACCCUACUCUUGGUGAGGAGGAGGAAGAAGAAGGAAGGAUCCACGUGAACCAACACUGGUUCCUUGCAACUGCAAGGUUGCAGAUGGAUCUCUCAGGCAGCUGGGUAGUCUUUCUAGGGAUCUUGCUGGCUUCUUAUCUCUCUGGCAAUUGGGUAGCCUUUCCAGGGCUCUUGCUAGCCUUGGCCAGAGGUGGGCUCUGGGCUUUUAAGACUCCUCUUCCUCCCUCUUUCUUUCUUUCUUUCUUUCUUUCUUUCUUUCUUUGCAAUUCCUACACACACACUUUAUCCCCCUGUAAAACUGGGUCCUAACUUCUCUCUUCCUCUCUCUCUUUCCUUCUCCUCCACACAUCCUUUAUGCCAUCAUCACCCUCCAUAAAUUUGGGUUCCAAACCCACCAAUUCCACCCCUACCUCCCCUCCUCCUGCCCCAUGGGAAGGGAAUAGGUGAGGAAAGGGCUUGGUUGGCAUUUUUGUCAGCUGGCAUCCUCUCUGUUUGCUUCUGGGGAUUUUGAGGGUGGUCCAUGGGAGAGCAGAAAGGAAGAGAAGGGCCCAGAAGGCUUGGGUCUGGGUCAGUCAUUCCAAAGUUUGUUUGAUUUCCUCCAAAGGAGGAUUUGGGGCAGGAGAGGGGGCCUGGUCCCUAAACUCCAUUUGGAUACACACCUUGCCCAGGUAUGCCCACUUAGCUUGGCAGCUUUGAACAGGGCUAGGUUGACCCCCCCCCCCCCCGACCAGAAUGUAAGGAUUAUUUUGGAACUAUUUUGGAGCUCCUUUAACUUGAAUGUACUUUUUAAUUCCUCCUGGUUUCCUUCUUGAGGCUUGGAUUCUGUUGCUUGGAGAGUUUGGGGGAGAUCUGUGCCCAGGGUCAGCUUAUGUCCUUCUCUUCUUUCUCUUUUGUUGUAGGAAAGGAAAAAGCACUCUCUUUAUGUGUGUGUCUGUGUAUGAAUGUGUGUGUGUGUGUGUGGUUUAAAACAUGUUCAAAAGACCCUUUAAAAGUGAACAGGUUUGGCCAUUUCCAGAGGGUUCCAGCUCACCUUGGGAAGGCCAUUUUAGGAAAGAGGGCUAUCGAGCAUCAAUUUUGGGGUGGAUUAAUACUUCUUUCUUCUUUCUUUCUUUCUUUCUUUCUUUUGUUCUUUCUUUCUUUUUUUCUUUUUUUAGCACAAAGACAAUUCUUUCCAGAACUUCAGAAAACAGUGUUUUAAUGGGCACUUUUUUAUAUAUAUAUAUAUAUAAUGUGAUUUUAUUUUUAUUUUUUUAUUUUUAAAUUUUUAUCGGUUCCUGUUUCGUUUGGAGGGGGGUCGACUUCUAAAAAACUGAGGAGGAAAGAGAGCAGGUUGCCUUUUACCUCUUCUCCUUUUUUCUCCUUGCAUGUCCUUCGCAUGUCUUGCUUUCUUUUCUUUCCUUUUCUUUCCUUUCGGGUUUUUCCUUUUAAUAAAAACCGCUCAGAUAUUUAAGCAAAACAACGAUAAUGAUUUUUUUUUUAAAGAGAUAAAAAAAAACUUGUUGCCAAAAGGUUGUGUUUUUAUCCAGGUUUGAUGUCUGCAUGUUUUAAAAAAAGAAGAAGAAAAAUAAUGAUGAAACUGGACGAAAAAAAACAAUUCUCAGAGAGAAAAAUAAAAUGCAGCCUAAUUUAUGUGAACUGAAAGAAACAAAAAAUCAGGUUUAACUACAAAAAAAAUCUAAGGGAAUGAUAUUUUUUGAAAGACUUUUGUAUAAAGUUGAGUACUUUUGGGGGGGAGAUAAAACCAGAUGUAAUAUAUUUUGUGGAUGUUUUUAUUUCUUGGAUUUAUAGUACCUUAUACUAAGGUUAAAAAAAAUGCUUGAUAUUGUGAAACAAACAAACAAAAAAAGAGGUGAUGAUUUUCACACACAUUUCAUUUGCUCAUUUGUCACGUUGUAUAAUGCAAAUAUGAUAGUUGAUGCAUACAGCAUUUUAAAGGGGGGGAGAAAAUCAGAAGCAUUGAACCGAUGUAUUGUUGUACCAUUUGCACUGUGAGCAAAUGCUAAUGCAGUAAAUAUAUUGUGUUUGCUGACAA
Sceloporus undulatus (fence lizard) is the source of this 5834-nucleotide messenger RNA. RefSeq names its product early growth response 3 (gene EGR3). The transcript is spliced from 2 exons. The record is from RefSeq and is a predicted model, not a curated record. Bases 517 to 1881 code for a protein of 454 amino acids. Gene Ontology annotation, molecular function: RNA polymerase II cis-regulatory region sequence-specific DNA binding; DNA-binding transcription factor activity, RNA polymerase II-specific. NCBI's taxonomy places the organism in Eukaryota, Metazoa, Chordata, Lepidosauria, Squamata, Phrynosomatidae. Gene Ontology annotation, biological process: regulation of transcription by RNA polymerase II.